Molecule: messenger RNA, 1677 nt
Organism: Anarrhichthys ocellatus (wolf-eel)
Lineage: Eukaryota; Metazoa; Chordata; Actinopteri; Perciformes; Anarhichadidae
Gene: ino80e
Product: INO80 complex subunit E
Exons: 8
Coding region: 252-992 (246 amino acids)
Biological process (GO): chromatin remodeling
Cellular component (GO): Ino80 complex; nucleus
Source: RefSeq, a predicted model, not a curated record
GAUUUCAGGAAGGCUGGAAUUUGGGAUCUUAAUAUUUAAAAAAACGAAACAUGAAUGAACCUAUCAAGCGGAGCAAACAGUGGAAUGUAUUGUAUUUGAUCAAACAAAUCAUCCAAACGGGAUUAGUGAGUAUAUGUGAUUUAAUCAGUGGUCCACAUGAGGAACAGAAGGUGGCGGUAAUGCGCCUAAUACACUGACUGCCAUUAAAACUCAAGAAGAAGAAGAAAACAACGACGGAAGUAAAGAAGAGCAUGUCGAACAGACAGACUCAAACAAGAGAAAUGAACGGUCAAGCGGACGUUGAAGUUGACUUCAAGCGGAAAUACAAAAAUCUCAAACGAAAAUUGAAAUUUCUUGUUUAUGAGCAGGAAUGCUUUCAGGAGGAGCUGAGGAGAGCACAGAGAAAACUUCUCAAAGUCUCCAGGGAUAAAAGCUUCCUUCUGGACAGACUGCUGCAGUAUGAGAGGGUAGAUGAAGACUCCUCAGAUUCAGAAGCAACAGUUUCCUCAGACAACAGUGAAGGAGAAGGCCCCAGGGAGAGGGAGAGGGAACGAGACGGAGCGAAAAAGCGACGAAGUAGUCCUGGAGCGUGUCUUCCCUCAUCUUCCUCCCCUCAUCUCUCCCUGCUUUCCCGGCCUGGUGUAAAUCCCCUUCAGUCAUCAGGCUCUGGACCCUACCUCAACGCCAUGCCCUUCCCACCAGAGUAUUUGGCUCCGCCAGCUGAACGAAUGAAGAAAGAGAGAAAAACAAAGAUGCCUAAAAACAAGAGAGACACAACGGGGAAGGUUGUUGCCCCAUUAGCAGCUAAUUACCCAUCAGCCCCUGCGGUCCCUCCGGCAGCCAGCGGCCCCUUCAGCUGGGUUCCCAGACAGAUGCUCAGUGGCGACGCAGCUGAGGAGGAGGGAGAGAGCGAUGGAGACAGCGACAGAGGAGAUGAAGACAGAGGGGAGGGAGACGAGGCCGAACUGGUCAUUGACCUCCCGAAUGAGUGAGAGCCGGUGUGUGUUUUAGAUGUAUUUAUAAAAGGGAUGGAAGGUUUGUACAUCUGUGUGUGUGUGAGAGCAAAAGACAGAAUGUGACAAAGUAUUUUCCGAAUUGAGUAGCGCAUUACCUAUUAUCAAAAUAAAAAGGAGGGCCAAGCUCCCCCCCUGUGGACUUUUGCUUAAUUGCAAUAUCACUUUAAAAUAUUUCCCAGAUGAAUGUGGUUUUCCAAAAUGAGAAAUUAAGAAAUAAAUCUGUGACAAAAUAAGCAUUUGUAAGCUUUAAGAAAAAUCCACUGCCACUGGAAUAACAGGAUACUUUGCUUUUUAAGCUGUUUCAAGCUGGCAGCUGAUUAUCUUUUGUCAAGCGAUCCAUAAACUGUGACUACAGCUAGGUGGGUCCUGCAGAAAGACAGCUUCUGUUUGUCUGUUUUUGCAUUGUCCAAACACCAUCUCACACUUGGAAUUGCAUUAAAACUGCAGUCCGUUAAAGCUGUUUUAGUUUGAUAUUUUUCAAAUCUUACGUCGUCUUUGCUCGUUACAAGCAGUUUUGUCAUUUGAACUUCUAAAAUCAAAGCUACGUCAUGUUAAUUAAUAUGUAUUAUAUUUGCACCUAUCAAAUUGUGUGUGUGUGUGUGUGUCAGAGAAUACAAUGUCAAAUGUUAUCAUUUCAGAUCACUAAAAGUUUUUGUUUCAA